This is a messenger RNA of Phacochoerus africanus (Common warthog), 2302 nucleotides long. It is a transcript of the gene SCLY, whose product is annotated as selenocysteine lyase. The record is from RefSeq and is a predicted model, not a curated record. The transcript has 12 exons. The coding region runs from base 140 to 1474 and encodes 444 amino acids. Lineage: Eukaryota; Metazoa; Chordata; Mammalia; Artiodactyla; Suidae.
GGAGUGCGCAGCUCAGCCAAUCCGGAAGCGCCCCGGCCCUCGCAGCUCCUCUCGGCCGCGCUCCUAAGCCUGACAGUCUCUGCGGGUUGGGACAGCGGCCGGGGCCAGCGGGCUGGAUCCUGGCUGCAGCGGGGUCCGGAUGGAGGCGGCCAGGAAGCGGAGCAGGGACGAGCGGGGGCGAGCGGCGAGUGUGCCGGACGGCCCCGCAGAGAAGAGUCUGCUGGAUAGGAAAGUCUACAUGGACUAUAACGCCACCACCCCCCUGGAGCCAGAAGUGAUCCAGGCCAUGGCCGAGGCCAUGCAGGAAGCCUGGGGGAAUCCCAGCAGUGCUUACCCGGAAGGCAGGAAGGCCAAGGAGACGAUCAGCGCAGCCCGGGAGAGCCUGGCCAGGAUGGUAGGCGGGAGACCUCAGGACGUGAUCUUCACUUCCGGGGGCACGGAGUCAAACAAUUUAGUCAUCCAUUCUGCCCUGAAACAUUUCCACAAAACCCACAUCUCAGAGGGGGACGCGGCCGAGCAUCCCCGCCCCGUGGCCGGGGCCUUGCCCCACUUCAUCACCUGCACCGUGGAACACGACUCCAUCCGCCUGCCCCUGGAGCACCUGGUGGAGGAACGAGAGGCCGAGGUCACCUUUGUCCCUGUGUCCAAGGUGAGCGGGCAGGUCAAGGCUGAGGACAUCCUGGCGGCUGUGCGCCCGACCACGUGCCUGGUGACCAUCAUGCUGGCCAAUAACGAGACCGGCGUGGUCAUGCCGGUGCCUGAUAUCAGCCGGCGAGUCAGAGCCCUGAACCAGCAGCGGGCGGCCUGCGGGCUGCCUGUGCUGCUCCUGCACACGGACGCCGCGCAGGCCUUGGGGAAGAGGCGUGUGGACGUGUGGGACCUGGGCGUGGACUUCCUGACCAUCGUGGGCCACAAGUUCUAUGGCCCCAGGAUCGGAGCACUGUACGUCCGAGGGCUCGGGGAGCUCACCCCUCUGUACCCCAUGCUGUUUGGAGGUGGACAAGAGCGGAAUUUCAGGCCAGGGACAGAGAACACCCCGAUGAUCGCCGGCCUUGGAAAGGCGGCUGAGCUGGUGGCGGAGAACUGCGAGGCUUACGAGGCGCACAUGGAAACCAUCCGCGACUACCUGGAGGAGAGGCUGGCGGCGGAAUUCGGUAAAAGAAUCCAUCUGAACAGCCGGUUUCCAGGCACUGAGCGACUGCCCAACACCUGUAACUUCUCCAUCCUGGGCCCCCAGCUCCAAGGCCGCUCGGUGCUGGCUCAGUGCAGGACGCUGGUGGCCAGCGUGGGGGCUGCGUGCCACUCGGACCUCGGAGACCGGCCAUCCCCGGUGCUGCUGAGCUUCGGCAUUCCCCUCGACGUGGCCAGGAACGCCAUCCGGCUCAGCGUGGGCCGCAGCACCACCCGGGCUGAGGUGGACCUUGUGGUGCAGGACCUGAAGCAGGCCGUGGCCCGGCUGGAGGGCCAGGCCUAGUGCCCAGGGCUGUGCCCGAAGGAGUCUUGCUGUUGUCCCCCCGCAGGUGGGCUGGGCUCCCUCCCCUCUCAGUGGGGGUGGGCCUGCUGGACACACAGACCCCACUGGUGCUGAGGGGCACAGGUCCAGGUGCCCUUGUGGGACUGUCACUGUCACUGCUGCCCGGUGGCACCAGGUGGAGUGGAAACCCUUUAGCCCUGCCCAUGCUCCCCUGCUGGGCGGGCGCUCAGGACCCUGCCUGGAAGGGGGCAUUUUUAUUCGCAGGAUGGACGUAUUUAUAAUUGACUGUCACCUGCUGUCAUAAAAGUAGGAAACCUGAGUUUCGGCUGCGAUGCCGGCCGCCCACGUGUGUUUGCAGAGGCGGCCCGGCCCGUCUCUCCGCGCCCUCGGACCCCUCCUCGAGCCCUUUCCAGGGAGUGCGGCCACUUUGGUCAAGCCCCCUACCCACUCGGCAUCCUCCGGGCCCCGCCUGUCCCCCUGGCCACGUACCGGCCCCUCAGGCCAUCGGCCAGGGCGCCUCCCACCCCAGCCCCCAGCCCCCAGGCCCCACCGGCCCUUUCCCUUUGGAUGAUGCGCUCAGGGUUUCGGCUCCGCCGGGAGGGUCACGGCGGCCCGUGCCCGUGUGGGGCGGCCCGCGGGCCCCCACUCGGCUGUCCUCACACGGGCCCUCUGGGCUUCAUCCUCUUCGUGGCGGUUGCGUCUUACGGUGACAUUUACAUAGGAACCAUCUCUUAAGUGAAGAGCACUUUGUCGUGUGGUUUUAAGGGCAGAGGACGACAGGGUGACAUUGAGGAAACAGCUGCAGGAAUUAAAUGAACGGACACAAGA